Phalaenopsis equestris is the source of this 2090-nucleotide messenger RNA. RefSeq names its product CDP-diacylglycerol--serine O-phosphatidyltransferase 1. The record is from RefSeq and is a predicted model, not a curated record. The transcript is spliced from 13 exons. NCBI's taxonomy places the organism in Eukaryota, Viridiplantae, Streptophyta, Magnoliopsida, Asparagales, Orchidaceae. Gene Ontology annotation, biological process: phosphatidylserine biosynthetic process. Gene Ontology annotation, molecular function: L-serine-phosphatidylethanolamine phosphatidyltransferase activity. Bases 410 to 1687 code for a protein of 425 amino acids.
UUUUUUUUUAAUCCUUUUUUGAUACCGUAAGUGAUGAUUUGGGUUGGAAGUUAAUUCCUUUUUGUAUUUGUCAAAUAAAUUCAGAAGCUGUAAUUUCUUUUUGGUCAAAUAGGCAUAUGGUUUUCCUUUGCUGUAAUCUCUUAGAAUUCUUUGUAACCGUCCUUGUUUUUCUGCUGAAAUGGGUGGUUCUUUAGAUCUGGGACUCUGUAGUUGAAUAAUUAGCAAGAGAUAAUUACUCGAGUUUAUUAGAUUUAAACGUAUUUCACGAGCUGUCUUGUUUCUGAAUGUUUCAUGUGAUUGGGUGGUGAUUUUACAAAAUUCGAUCACUUCAUCAGAAUAUGUUUUUCUCUUGCCACGAUUUCUCUUGAAUCAAGUUUGCUUUAUCUGAUCUGAUGAAAAGGCUGCUAUAAUGGAGCUCAAUGGCUUGAAGAAAGCAAGUAGGAUGGACUUCAUUGUUGGAAGAGAAGAUAUGAAAUUUUUCAAUGAUUUUGGUGAAUUUGACCCAUGGACAGCAUGGGCAUACAAGCCACGAACAAUUUCCUUGCUAUUGUUUGGCACAUGUGUUAUUAUUUGGGCAAGUGGUGCUUUUGAUCCAGAAAGUAUGGCUUCAAAUGAUGUUGUAACAUCUGUUAAGAGGGGAGUUUGUGCCAUGAUUGCAGUUUUUCUAACUUAUUCCUUGCUCCAAGCACCUCCAACGGUUCUUAUCAGGCCGCAUCCCGCCAUUUGGCGGCUAGUUCAUGGAAUGGCCGUCGUUUACCUUGUAGCACUUACUUUCUUGCUUUUUCAGAAUCGCGAUGAUGCCCGCAAAUUCAUGAAAUUUCUUCACGCUGACCUUGGAGUUGAACUGCCUGAAAGGUCUUAUGGAACAGAUUGUCGUAUAUAUGUGCCUGAUAAUCCCAAAAGCAGGUUUAACAAUGUUUAUGAAACAUUAUUUGAUGAGUUUGUCCUUGCACAUAUAUUUGGUUGGUGGGGGAAGGCCAUAAUGAUACGAAAUCAAUCUCUUUUGUGGGUCUUAUCAGUAGGUUUUGAACUGAUGGAGCUUACUUUUCGUCACAUGUUACCAAACUUCAACGAGUGUUGGUGGGAUAGUAUUAUUCUCGAUAUUUUGGCUUGUAAUUGGUUUGGCAUAUGGGCUGGAAUGCAUACUGUGAGGUACUUUGAUGGGAGAACAUAUGAAUGGGUUGGCAUAAGCCGCCAGCCAAAUAUCAUUGGUAAGGUGAAGAGAACGUUGGAGCAGUUCACUCCAGCUCGGUGGGACAAAGAUGAGUGGCACCCCAUGCUCGGUCCUCUGAGAUUUGUUCAGGUUCUGAGCCUCUGCGUCGUCUUCAUGACUGUGGAGCUCAACACAUUCUUUCUCAAGUUUUGCUUGUGGAUUCCACCCAGAAAUCCUCUUGUAAUUUACAGACUUAUCCUCUGGUGGUUAAUUGCAAUUCCCACCAUACGUGAAUACAACAAUUAUUUGCAGGACAGAAAACCAGUGAAGAAAGUUGGAGUAUUUUGUUGGCUUUCCCUCGCAAUCUGCAUAUUGGAGCUUCUCAUCUGCAUCAAAUUCGGCCAUGGUCUUUUCCCUCAAUCAAUGCCACUUUGGCUGAUAAUUUCCUGGUCAUCUGUGGGCUCUGCGUUACUCAUUUUCCUAUUAUUUUGGACUUGUCGGAUUCAUCAGAGCAUGCAGAAAAAGAAGCAAUAAUUGCAGUUUCUUCCUGUUUUUUUAUUUAUUUAUUAUUAUUAAUAUUCCUUUUGUGUAUAUUAAUGCUUCGUCGUCGGCAAAGCUUGAAAGCAGCCUAGCAGUUACGGAUUGUUUGGGGCAGUUGCAGCUGUUUGAAGAAGCUGUGUUAAACAGAUGCAGAAGAAAUUACAGUUCAAGAAGCUCUGGUGGUUAUUACAAUUUUAUUUUAUUUUCAAAAUGUCUGACCUCAGCUUUCAGGCAACCACCGCUCAGAUUGCAAAACACAACUUCCCGCCAUAUCUUUUUGAAAAAAACAGAUAAAAUAUAAUUUUGUCAAAUGCAUGAAAGUAUGGUGCGGCACCGUCGCCUUCACAGCAUUGCCCCCAAGCAAAACCAAGUGCCUUGUGAGCUUAUUUUUUGCUAC